AUUAGUGGUUGGAUUGAAUGAUUCAAGGCCGCAUCCAUCCCUCUGCCAUUUCCUCUCUCAUUUCCCUCCCCGCGCCCUCCCUUUCUUUCCUUGCUGCUGCUCUUGCAGUCUCUUUGUUGUCCCCCAUUUCUCUUCCUUUUUCAUUGUCUCUGGGUGGUGGGGGAUGACGUAGAAAUGCUAUGACUGUCAAAAUUAUCUUUCCUCUAAAAUAAAAUUCAUUUUCAUCUCAGAAGUUCUUCUAAUUUUUUGGAGUUAUUACGUUUGGACCAUUUCUGUCGAUUUUUUUUUUUAAAAAAAAUAAAAUAAAAUCUACUCAAUUCCGAUUUCCAUAUUGUCAAUUUCCUACUUCUCACCUAUCCAUCAAAAGAUCCUCUGUUCUUCUUCAAUCGGGAUGAAAAAUCUGGGAGUUUGGUGUUAAUAUUAGAAAAUAUCAGAUGCGCGGAGGCUUGGAGGGACCGAUUUGCUGUUGGAUUGUUACAUGGAAUCCCCUUUGGUUACUUGGGUCGGUAUCACUUUUGGCGUCUUGUUUUCUUUAUUUGUUGUUGAAUCCCAAAAUGUAGAUACUGUAGCACCACCUCCGUCUCCACCGCCUCCGCCAUCUCCUCCACCUCCACCUCCACCUCCACCGCCUCCGCUAUCUCCACCCCCGCCAUCGGCCCCACCUCCACCUCCUCCCUUUCAUCCACCUCCGUCACCUCAUCCACACUCUCCUCCACCACCGCAAAAGGGCCUCCCUCCAGCUCCUCCAAAGAAUAAUAACUCAGAUAGAAAUCAUACCAAACAUGAGAAGCCCCAUGCUAAACUAAACCCACCACCGCGGAAAGAGAAAAGACCGCCACCAGCACCACCACCACCACCAAAAGAGAAAAGGCUCAAUUUUGGCAAGAAAAUCGGACUAUUUUUCAUCGGUAUUGCAACAAUCUUGCAGGUGUGCGUGGUGACGUUCUUGGUAUUCAAAAGAAAACAACUCUUAAGGGCAGAAAGCAGAUUUUAAAAAAAGGGCCAAAUUCAUUUAUCCUUUUUUCUCUCGUUUUCUCUUUCUCUUUGAUCGAGCAUGCAUACAAUACGGAAGUAGAGUCUUUGCUGGAGGAUAGGCAUUUUAUUCAUUCAGCGGACAGAUGAUGGAUUCAUAUAUGGAUUCGGAUUGAAGGAUUUUCUGAGCAUCGGUCUCGGCAUAUCAUUAUUGCUCUUGUAAAUUGGUGAUAGAAGAAACAAACGUUUCUAGAUGAUAUCCUGCCUCUGGUUCUCAAUUUGACAUGACUUGUGUGGAUGGAGAUAAAAAUUGCCUUAAGUUAGUCUGGAUGAAAACUCAAUAGGAAUAUCAGCCUACUGAUUUUCGAGGCGUGAUUUGUGGUUGCUACUAUUGUAACAUGCGGUCCUAUAUAUAACCUUUUCAUUUUGUCUGUUCGUAAAUAAAUAAAUAUAUAAAAAAAUAAUGAAAGUAUAUGAUAUUUAAUUCUGUCUUGUGCUAUGACAUUUGGAUUGCAAAUGCAUGAGCACAUAUGCUGCAGGCUUGGUAUUUGGAUGGGGAUAUGUAAACAAAGAUUGCGGGGCUUAGUUGGCAAAAUGUAUGAAUGAAAAAGGCACUAGACUUUUCUGGAGUAA
Molecule: messenger RNA, 1605 nt
Organism: Coffea eugenioides
Lineage: Eukaryota; Viridiplantae; Streptophyta; Magnoliopsida; Gentianales; Rubiaceae
Product: leucine-rich repeat extensin-like protein 3
Exons: 2
Coding region: 479-994 (171 amino acids)
Source: RefSeq, a predicted model, not a curated record